Strongyloides ratti is the source of this 3843-nucleotide messenger RNA. RefSeq names its product LP14331p. Gene Ontology annotation, molecular function: ATP hydrolysis activity; ATP binding; ABC-type transporter activity. Gene Ontology annotation, cellular component: membrane. Gene Ontology annotation, biological process: transmembrane transport. The transcript is spliced from 2 exons. Bases 1 to 3843 code for a protein of 1280 amino acids. The record is from RefSeq and is a predicted model, not a curated record. Lineage: Eukaryota; Metazoa; Nematoda; Chromadorea; Rhabditida; Strongyloididae.
AUGAAAAAAAAUAAUGAAGAGUUGAUUCCUUUAAUUAAUAAAUCUAGUAUUAAUUCAAGUAUCAAUGAUAAUAGUCAUCAUAAUUUUUCAAGCCAAUAUGGUGGAGUGUUAUUAAAAAAAAAUGCAAACUAUUGGAUAUUUUCUUUUUUAAAAAGAUAUGAUUAUUUUUGUAUUGUUAUUGGUACAAUUGCUGCUGUAAUUCAAGGUGCUGGUUUACCAUUACUUUCUAUUAUAUUCGGAAAUAUGACUACUAUCUUUAUUGAUGUUCAAAAUUCAGAAUGGUUGACAGGAGUUACAAUAACUAAUUCAACAUCAAAAGGAAUAUCAAAAAAAGAAUUUGAAGAGUCUAUUUAUAAAUGUUGUAUAUAUUAUUUAGGAAUUGGAUUGUUAAUGUUAACUACAGGAUUUGUUCAAGUUUCAUGUUGGGAAGGAGUUGCUGAAAGAACAAUUCAUAGAAUACGUAAAAAAUAUUUUUCCUCCAUUAUACGCCAACAAAUUGAAUGGUUUGAUACAGGAGAUAUGAAAACAGGAAAUUUGUCAAAUAAAUUAUCAGAUGACAUGGAGAGACUAAGAGAAGGUUUAGGUGACAAAAUAAGUUUUUGGAUUCAAAAUGUUGCUGGUUGUAUAUCAGGUAUAUGUAUAGGAUUAUACUUUGACUGGAGAAUGACAAUUGCUUUAUUAAUUUUUACACCACUUAUUGUUGCUACUGGAUCAUUUAUGGCAAAAAUUAUAGCUUCACGAUCAAUCUUAGAACAAACAAUUUAUGGAGAAUGUGCUGAAAUAGCACAGGAAACAUUAGUUGCCAUCAAAACUGUCCAUGCAAUGAAUGGUGAAAAAAGACAAUUAAAAAGAUAUAAUAAUGCUUUAAAUAAGGCACGUAAAGCUGGACUUAAAAAAUAUUUUUAUUUAGGAUUAGGUGUUAGUGCUUCACAAAUUAUGAUUUUUUCUUCAUAUGCCUUAUCAAUACUUUAUAUUGGGUAUGCUUUAACAAAAAAAAUUAACAAAAAUGAAGGAAAUAUUAUAACUGUUAUGAUGUCUGUCAUGUCUGGAAGUACAGCUUUAGGUGUAGGCUUACCAUAUUUAAAUAAUAUUUCAAUGUCAUACGGUGCAUCAAAAUCAAUAUUAAAAAUUUUAAAUUCAGUUCCAUCAAAUGAUACAUCUGAAAUUGAAGGUUUAAAUUUAUCAAAAGUUUCUGGAUCUAUUGAAUUUAAGAAUGUUAAAUUUAGAUAUUCUAGUAGACCAGAUGUUCAGGUUAUAAAAGAUCUUUCAAUUAACAUAAAAUCUGGUGAAAAAGUUGCAUUUGUUGGUACUUCAGGAUCUGGUAAAAGUACAAUUUUAUCAUUAUUACUAAGAUUUUAUGAUCCUGAAUCUGGUGACAUAUACAUUGAUGGUCAUAAUAUUAAACAAUUAAAUAUUAAUAAUUUACGAGAACAUAUUGGUGUUGUUUCUCAAGAACCAGUAUUAUUUGAUGGAACAAUUGAGGAUAAUAUAAAAAUUGGUCAUAUUAAUGAUGAAAAUAUUAGUAGAAAACAAAUAAUUUCUGCUUGUAAAAAUGCAAAUAUUCUUUCAUUUAUAGAAACAUUACCUAAUGGAUUAAAGACAAAGUUAGGUGGACGUGGAUUACAAAUAAGUGGUGGUCAAAAACAAAGAAUAGCUAUUGCUAGAGCUAUUAUAAGAAAUCCAAAAAUUUUAUUAUUAGAUGAAGCUACAAGUGCACUUGAUACAGAAAGUGAAAAAAUAGUUCAAGAAGCAUUAGAUAAACUUCAAGAAAAUAGAACAACAAUUGCUGUUAGUCAUAGAUUAUCAACAAUAAAAUCAUUUGAUAAAAUUUAUGUUUUUCAAAAUGGUGCUAUUGUAGAAGAAGGUACAUAUAAUUAUCUUUAUCAAUUAAAAGGAAUAUUUUAUAAAAUGAUAAAAGAACAAGAGAUUAAUAAAAAAGAAGAUUCAGUUUUACAAAAUAAUGAUGAUGAAAGAAAAUCUUCUGUCUUAAAAUAUAAAAGUUCUAUUUCUAAUGAUGUAUUUAAUACAAUUGAAUCAUCAAAAAAAUCAUCUUUAUUUAGUAUAAUAGAAUAUGAAGAUGAAAUUGAUAGAGAUACAAUAAAACCUUCAGGAAUCAAAAAAAUAUUUAUAUAUAAUAAAAAAUAUUGGAAAUUUUUUGUUUUUGGAUUAAUUGGAUCAUGUAUAUCAGGAUUAGUAACACCAUUAUUUUCACUUAUUUAUGCUCAAAUGUUUACUAUAUUUACAGAAUCAGGUGAUAAUUUACAAAAACAAUCAUAUAUUUUAUCUGUAAUGUUUAUAUUAGUUGGAUUAAUUUUUGCUUUUGGUUUUAUGAUAUCAUCAUUAUCAUUAGGUAGAGCAGGAGAAAAUUUAACAAAAAAAUUACGUUAUGAUACAUUUGAAAAUCUUCUUAGACAAGAUAUGUCUUUUUAUGAUAACAAACGACAUAAUACUGGAAAAAUUUGUACACGUCUUGCAACAGAUGUUCCAAAUGUUCGUUUUGUAUUUACACGUUUACCUGCUGUAAUAAGUUGUAUUGUAACAUUAUUUGGUGCAAUAGGAAUAGGACUUUAUUUUGGAUAUCAAUUAACACUUAUCUUAUUAUUAAUGAUACCAUUAAUGAUAGGAGCUGGAUAUUUUCAAAUGAAAAUGCAAAUGAAUAAUCAUGCCAGGAGUAAUAUUAAAUUAGAAGAAGCUGGAUUAUUAUUUGAUGAGACAAUUGAUAAUAUUCGUACAGUUCAUUCUUUUAAUCUUCAAAAUUAUUUUUAUAAAAAAUUUUGUGAAAAAUUAAAUGAACCACAUAAAGAUAAAAUUAGGCAAACAAAAGUAUAUGGUUUUGUUUUUGCCUUUAGUCAAAGUAUUUUACCAUUUUUUUAUGCAGCAUCAUUCUAUUUUGGGUCAAUUUUUAUAAAGAAUUUAACAAUGGAACCAUUAAAUGUUUUACGGGUCUUCUUUACAAUGUCAUUUUCUGGGAAUUCAACAGGCCAAUUAGCCUCUUUUAUUCCUGAUAUAAUUAAAGCAAAACUUGCUGCCAGUCUAAUUUUUCAUUUAAUAGAAUAUCCAACUAAAAUUGAUUCAUUAUCUCAAACUGGUCAUCAACUAAAAAUUAAGGGGAAAAUAAAGAUAAAUAAUAUCCAUUUUAGUUAUCCAACAAGAAAAUCAAUUAAAGUUUUGGAUGGAUUAUCUUUAGAAUGUAAAGAAGAACAAUCAAUUGCAUUAGUAGGACACUCUGGAUGUGGAAAAUCAACAAUAAUGCAACUUUUAGAAAGAUUUUAUUUAUUUAGACGUGGAACAAUAAAAAUUGAUGGAUACAAUAUAGAAGAUAUUAAUAUUCAAUGUUUAAGAAAUCAAAUAAGUAUUGUUUCACAAGAACCAACAUUAUUUAAUUGUUCAAUUGAAGAAAAUAUUUUAUAUGGUUUAGAGGAAGAAAAUAUACCACAUGAAAAAGUAGUUGAAGCAGCAAAAAUUGCUAAUAUUCAUAAUUUUAUAUCAAAUCUCCCUGAGGGAUACUCAACUAUUGUAAAUAAUGCAAGUUUAUCGGGAGGACAACGUCAAAGAAUAUCUAUAGCUAGAUCUAUUGUAAGAAAUCCUAAAAUUUUAUUAUUAGAUGAAGCUACUAGUGCUCUAGAUUCUGAAUCAGAAAUAGCUGUACAGAAAGCUUUAGAUAAUGCAAAAGUUGGAAGAACAACAUUGUCUAUUUGUCAUCGUCUUAGUUCAGUUCAAAAUUGUGAUUUAAUUUUUGUAAUUAACGAAGGAAAAGUUAGUGAAAUUGGAAAUCAUCAACAAUUGUUAGAAAAAAAAGGAUUGUAUAAAAAACUUUGUGAUAAUCAACAAUUAACUGAGUAA